This is a messenger RNA of Cladocopium goreaui, 543 nucleotides long. Lineage: Eukaryota; Dinophyceae; Suessiales; Symbiodiniaceae. The record is from the annotation of a GenBank genome assembly.
AGAUGAUGUGCGCGAUCUGCACGGGUGCUCGCAUUGUGACCCCAAACUAUGUGAAAGCUUGCCGUGAGGCAGGUCGUUGGGUGGAUGAAGAAGACUUCACUCUGAAGGACGAGAUUUGCGAAUCCGCUUUCGCGCGGAAGCGUGGGAUGCCAGGCUACUCCCUGGCAGCUGCCGUCAAGCGUGCCCAGAGCAACGGCCCAUUGCUACAGGGCAUUUCAGUCUAUGUCUUCCCAUCCGUGGGAGAUAAGCGGGACCUACCAAUCCUGGUCGCUGCUGCCGGUGGCAUGUGGUUGAAACGUUUUCCCCUUCAGCCAGAGGAUCCCUCGGUCCUGCUUCUAGCUGAACGAUCCGUGAACAGCGAACGUGAGCGGAAACGCCGAAAGACUUUUGAGGUCUACGAUGUCGAAUUGCUUCGCGAGGCGGCCUGUACCCAAGAGCUGCGGAAGUCUGCUUAUCGACUUCAGUGAUCGCCGACGUUCAAUGAAUCAGUGAGUCCCGUUGUGAAGUUUUUAUGCAUGGCGGGGUCAAUACGCAGAAUGUAAC